Equus caballus (horse) is the source of this 485-nucleotide messenger RNA. The record is from RefSeq and is a predicted model, not a curated record. NCBI's taxonomy places the organism in Eukaryota, Metazoa, Chordata, Mammalia, Perissodactyla, Equidae.
CAGUGCUCAGUUGCCUGAGGGCUGGGGAGGAGGCAAUAAGAGAAGGAGGCUGAACCACCACCCCUCCCCCACCGGCCAGUCCAGUAGAUUGAGUAGAGUGAUUCAGAAGAUGGAGGAGAAUGUCUUUUCUCUGAGAAGCAUUAGUGCUACCUGGCUGAGCACCACACCCACUCCCUGGGUGAUUGAGAUCUUCCUCAGCUUUCUGUGUGGACUGGGACUCUUUUUCUUGUUACUCCCCUGCUUCUCGAGUAAUCUGUCCUCACCACCACCCAGGAAGCACAGAAACAUCAGGAAGCAUCAUACAGAGCUGAGGGGAAGGAGCAGCAGGACUAGGAAGAAAAGUGGAGCUUUGAGAGCUUGUAGAGACUGCCUGAAAGAACUGGAGGAGGCUCGGGACCUGGCUUCACUUCUGCAUAGGUAAAGAAUCUUUCCCUUCUCUCCUGGUCCUCCUUCUUCCCAGAGCCUAUGAUGUGACCUCAGGGCUG